CGAUAUAUACACAUCUCACCUUAUCAAGUCGGCUUUGAUGCCUCUGCGUAUCGACUGAAUCCACUCAAGAGCGGCUUUGGUACUUUGAUAGCGAAUUACUUCGCCCUUCCCUCUAGCCGGAUGCUACUUUAAUACCAACAUACCUGUUCGUGUGACCCCAUUCUUCAUCAUCAUGGCUCUCGAAUCUGCAUAUCAGCCUCUGGCUACAUCACCCAGUAACGAAUCCAACUUGGAUGAGCAAAAAGGCCGCCAUCGAAGAUCCCGGAUCGACAUACCCUUCACUUCAUUCAUCUUAUCCCGUCGUAAACUAGUUUUGGCUAUCUUACUAUCUCUGUCUCUGAUAUCUGCUGCUUUAUUCUCCCUCCCAGCUCUGAAAACGCUUUACGGAUCACCUAUCGAACUCGUCCCCGCCGAAAACCCUUAUUUCCAAACCGGUGGAAUAUGGGAUCAUAACGAUGCCAUUGCUGCUAAAUUAUAUCGAUGUGAAGCUCUUGGUCUUUUACGCAAUACAUCUCUUCCACUUGAAUCGAAUCUACGACCAUCGGCGGAGGAAGAAGCUGCAUUAACCGCCGAAGGAUGUGGUACGAACGAGACAACUAUAAUCAUCCUAGCUUCUUUAUGGUUUGCGGAGGCUUACUCUGGUACUUCCAACACUGGAGAAUCCAUUUACGCUCAAAGUGUGAUCAGUGCACUCAAUGCGAACAAUUACAGCUAUGUUUUCACUUCUCUGGGAUGGUAUAACCCCGACAUGAAGAAAACUGUGGAACUGUGGAAUCAACAUCGCUGGAAUGUUCGGAUGAUUUUGGCUGAUCCGGAUCAAGUGAAUGUGUGUUGGAAUCCCGAACAUAAUUGUGUAAAAAGUGAAGCCAAUCCAGAGGGAAUCGAAGCAUGGAGAUUGAUGUCAUUUUGGUAUUGGGACACUAUCGGAAAUCCUCUAGGCCCCACAUUCACCCUUUCACCUUUCGCAAAAACCCCAAACACACUCAUGUCACUUUCAAUCGAACCAACUUGUAAAAGACUACCUUACCUUCCAUCAGCAUACAGACCACAUCCCCCUCAAGCAUGGUUACUAGCUAAACAAGUGCAUUAUCUGGAUAACACCACUGCUUUCUCUUGGACUCUCGAAGCUCUCACUGGUUUGCAGAAAGAGUUUGGUAUCCACGUCAAAGGAGGAAUGGUAGAUGAUGAUGCGGAAACGUUGAAACGUGUCAAAGCUGCUAAUAUUGAGAAUGUGGGGAGGUUGGGAAAGAUUGAAUUUUAUGAAGAAUUAGCUAAGAGCUCUGUGCUGAUAGGUGUUGGAAGACCUAGGAUCAGUCCUAGUCCUUGGGAUGCUUUGUGUGUCGGUGUUCCCUUCAUAAAUCCAAUUUUGGAAUGGGACGAGGAGGAUCCAAAAGAUCGAAGUAAAUGGCACGCUCAGCAAUGGCACAUGACGGAUCUGGAUCCUCCAUACGUAUACAACGUCCACGCACACGAUAUAGUCGGUCUCAGACGAGCAGUCCACGCAGCAAUACAUCAUCCCAUCGAAUCGUUCAUACCAGAAGUGAUGACUUUCAAAUGGGUUCGAAAUCGAAUGGGUGAGAUUGUAGAAAGUGAUUGGCGUACCAAGGCAAAGGGGAUAUUGGAAGAAAGGCUGAGAGUUGGUGAAGGGGCUUUGUUCGUCAUGUGA
Tremella mesenterica DSM 1558 is the source of this 1666-nucleotide messenger RNA. RefSeq lists its product as uncharacterized. The coding region runs from base 173 to 1666 and encodes 497 amino acids. The transcript is spliced from 5 exons. The record is from RefSeq and is a predicted model, not a curated record. Gene Ontology annotation, biological process: protein N-linked glycosylation. NCBI's taxonomy places the organism in Eukaryota, Fungi, Basidiomycota, Tremellomycetes, Tremellales, Tremellaceae. Gene Ontology annotation, molecular function: alpha-1,6-mannosylglycoprotein 6-beta-N-acetylglucosaminyltransferase activity.